GGAGGACACGCAGGCAUUACCAUAAUUCCGUUGAUAUCGCGCAGCAACCCGUCGGUGUCGUUCCCCAACGACAAACUCGAUGCGCUCACCAAACGGAUCCAGGACGCCGGCACCGAAGUGGUGCAGGCGAAGGCCGGAACGGGUUCGGCCACUCUGUCGAUGGCGUUCGCCGGCGCCCGGUUCGCCGUAUCUCUUUUGGAGGCACUGAAUGGCAAAGAAGUGAUUGAAUGCGCGUUCGUCAAGUCGGACGUCACGGAAGCCGCGUAUUUCUCCACACCAUUAGUCUUAGGCAAAAACGGCGUCGAGAAGAACCUGGGGUUAGGAAAACUGUCGGAAUUCGAGCAAAAUCUGGUGAAAGGCGCGAUCGCGGAGCUCAAGAGUAGUAUCAAAAAAGGCGAAGCGUUUGUCAAUAAAUGAUUGAUUGGAUGACAAUAGACGACAAUUAAUACACGAAUAGAAAAGUGAAUGUAAAAUGCAUUUAGAGUGUAGUGAAUGUAUUGUAUAAUAUCAUGAAACUAUGAGAAAUGUGCAUAAAUUAAAUAAAAUGACAGCAAUUGUUUUUGUUUGAAAUUUAUAAA
Molecule: messenger RNA, 578 nt
Organism: Oppiella nova
Lineage: Eukaryota; Metazoa; Arthropoda; Arachnida; Sarcoptiformes; Oppiidae
Source: the annotation of a GenBank genome assembly